This is a messenger RNA of Paraphaeosphaeria sporulosa, 1188 nucleotides long. Its product is annotated as short-chain dehydrogenase/reductase-like protein SDR. The transcript is spliced from 4 exons. Lineage: Eukaryota; Fungi; Ascomycota; Dothideomycetes; Pleosporales; Didymosphaeriaceae. The record is from RefSeq and is a predicted model, not a curated record. The coding region runs from base 341 to 1144 and encodes 267 amino acids.
UGUGUUUGAUUGCAGCUUAUCCACUCCAACUUCGACUCCAAAUACAAAGCGAAGCGAUCGUUGCCGAGAUCAGGCCUGACUCCGCACUAAUCCUGGGUCAUGCUAGACGUGUAUCUGUCGACCUGACAUCAUGCUGAUCGGACCCAUAGCACAAAGAUAACGCUUUGGGGCUCAACAUUCCAGUAACCGUUGCGCAAAUCGAUAACCUCACGUCCCAGGCGGCUUUGUACAAGCGCGAACACUUGAGAUUUCAACAACUUCACCAUAAUCAUUGGCGUGUGGUAGCUACCAGCUCCAGCUUCGUCUGUACUUGCCUGCAUAUAUAUUUAUCCCUAUAUAGAUGGCAUCGAUUGUGAAGCAUUUGCUUGGCGUUGCUGUAAUCACUGGCGCAGGCGGCACAGGCAUUGGUGCAGCCGUAGCUAAGGGCUUUGCUCGAUCUGGUUGCACAAGGAUCGCCAUAACAGAUAUCAAUUCGAAAACCCUUUCACAAACGAAGGAGGCUAUCCUGUCCGUUAAUCCCUCAGUCAGAAUACUCGACAGAUCGGGAGACAUAGCCGACGAGAUUUUUAUCGAUUCGUUUCAUGAGGAAGUGUUCAGCAGAUUCUCAAGACUUGACUAUGCGGUAAAUUGUGCGGGUGUACUAGGGAGCAAGACACUGAAAGCGGUGGAGAUGGAGACGGGGGAAUUUGAUCGGUUGAACAGUAUCAACUAUCGUGGUUCAUGGCUCAGCUGUCGGGCGCAGCUAAGGAACAUGCUCAAGCAAGAGCCUCUAGACGAGCAGCCAAAACAGAGGGGCGCCAUUGUGAACAUUGCGAGUCAACUAGGCAUAGUUGGCAGGCCUGGUGCUGCUGCGUACUGUGCCUCCAAGGCCGCGAUCAUCAACAUGACCAGAUCCAAUGCGAUCGACUAUUCCGAAAACGGGAUCCGUGUGAACUGUGUUUGCCCAGGCGUAAUUGAGACGCCGAUGACAACUACCUCGCCCGAGAUGGUGGAAGCGCUCAAGCCGGCUAUCGAUAUAGCCCCUAUGAAAAGGAUGGGAACCGUUGAUGAGGUCUCCAAUGCAGUCCUUUUCUUAUGCUCGACGCAGGCGUCCUUCAUUCAAGGUCAUGCACUCGUGGUGGAUGGAGGAUACACCAUAAAUUGAUGGGUCCGACACAUGUAAACUAGCUUAAUCCCAUCCAUAAUCAC